CUAUAGCAAAGUCACAGGAAAGAUGCUUGGGAUACCCUAGGGGACUGAGAAUGGGGUUAACAUGCUCCUCCACAGGAAGACCACAGCUGCCUGUCCUUAUUACAGGAACCUGCAGACUAGGGUGGGGUCAGUGCUGAAGCUGGGUGCUUGCAGUUAGUCUUUCUCAAAAGAGAGAGUAGUAAAGAGUAUUGCGGAAGAUGUUGUUGGGCUGGGAGCUCUGACAUGAAAGAUGUUGUUGAACAGCCUGAGGUGCCUCAUCGCCAGAUAUGGAGCCCAACUAUGGGGGAGGCUUACUAGAUAUGGUUAAAGGAGGAGCAGGGAGACUCUUCAGCAACUUGAAGGAUAACCUGAAGGACACCUUAAAAGAUACUUCUUCUAAAGUCAUGCAGUCUGUUGCCAGUUACACCAAGGGAGAGCUAGAUAUUUCUUAUGUUACCUCAAGAAUCAUUGUUAUGUCCUUUCCUGCUGAAGGCGUUGAACUAGGAUUCAGAAAUCAUAUUGAAGAUGUACGGACGUUCUUGGAUUCAAGACAUCCUGACCACUACACCGUGUUCAAUUUGUCACCGAAGUCUUAUCGUAGUGCCAAGUUUCAUAAUAGAGUGUCUGAAUGUAGCUGGCCAGUGAGACAGGCACCCAGUUUGCACAAUCUCUAUGCUGUAUGUAAGAAUAUGCACAACUGGCUACAGCAGAACCCCAAAAAUGUGUGUGUCAUCCAUUGCAUGGAUGGUCGUGCAGCCUCAGCAGUUCUGGUCAGUGCAAUGUUCUGUUUCUGUCAUCUCUUCUCUAAUCCAGUCCCUGCUGUUCAGUUGCUAAACUCAAAGAGACCUGGGAUAGUACUCUGGCCAUCUCACAGAAGAUACCUAGGAUAUAUUUGUGAUCUAAUAGCAGACAAGCCCAUCCAUCCUCACUGCAAGCCUCUUACAAUAAAGUCAGUCACUCUCAGUCCAGUCCCCUGUUUCAAUAAGCAGAGAAAUGGCUGUCGACCCUUUUGUGACAUUCUCAUUGGAGAAACCAGAAUUUUUACAACCUCUCAAGAAUAUGAAAGAAUGAAGGAAUUCCGUGUUCAAGAAGGAAAGGUCCUAAUUCCGCUGGGAAUAACUGUCCAUGGUGAUGUUGUUGUUUCUCUCUACCAUAUGAGAUCGACCAUCGGGGGACGGCUUCAAGCAAAAAUGACAAAUACACAAAUAUUCCAGAUUCAAUUUCAUACUGGAUUCAUAGCACUAGGAACAACCACACUAAAAUUCACAAAGCCUGAACUGGAUGCAUGCGACUCUCCAGACAAGUAUCCUCAGUUGUUUCAUGUUAUGCUGGAGAUAGAGAUACAGUCUGCUGAUAGACAGACAGAGCUAACUCCUCCAUGGGAGAACUUCACAACAAAAGACAUCAAUCCCAGCAUUCUCUUCUCCUCUCACCAAGAACAUGAAGAUACCCUUGCUUUGGCAGGUAGAGGCCCAGUGGAUGCACCUCAGGAUAACCUAAAGAGUGUUGGACAGGGUGCGUUCUUCUCCUCUCUGAACUGGCAAGAUCAGAAAUCUGACAAAAGCAGUUCCCACCCCACCUCGGAGGAUCGGGCAGUGCUUGUGCAUGAAGAAAGCGAACAGUCGGAUGAUGAACUCUUGUCCCUUUCCAGUCAACACAGUAAUGCAAGUAGCGACAAACCUCAUGGAACCCCAAAACACAGCAAGAAACAGCAAGAACCUCCACUCCCACCACCACCUGUGGAUGUUGAUCUGCUGGGUCUAGAUGGUAGCCCCAUGAGCAAGAACGUCCCCACUCAGUCCACUGCUCUCCCUUCUAAUUCAGACUUGCUGAGUGAUUUGUUUGGGGUUGGUGGGCCGAGUGCACCUGGUCAAAGCGGACAGUCAGCUGCUGAAGAUGUCUUCCAUGUGGGUGGGACUGGGUCUGCGCAUUCGACCCCUCGACGUUCUGCAGCUUCAGCCUCCCCAUCUCCCUCCCCAAGAGUAGGAGAAGCAACAGCAUUUGACCCAUUUGGAGCUAGCCCUAAGCAGCCUGGUCCAGAUCUGCUUGGUUCUUUUCUUGGUUCACCAAAUGUCACCGGUGAUCCUUUCCUUCAAGCAACAAGAAGUCCUUCACCAACAGUACACAGUGAUCCUUUUCAGAUGGCGUCUAGUACACCAACUGUUUCCAUACAACCAGAUGUUUCAGGGGGUUGGGACUGGCCCAGUAAGCCAGCUGGCCUAAGUAUGGGAAGCAAGUCAGCUGCUACCAGUCCUACAGGUUCCCUUCAUAGCACUCCGACUCAUCAGCCUAAGCCACAAACUCUGGAUCCAUUUGCUGAUUUGGGGACUCUUGGUGCAAGUUUAGCAGGUGGUGCUUCAUUUGCUAGCAAACCCACCACUCCAACAGGACUAAGUGGAGGAUUCCCUCCAAUGGGUUCUCCGCAGAAGCCAUCUCCCCAGCCAAUGGGUGGUGGCAGCUGGCAGCAAGGUCCUGGCUACUCCUGGCAGCAAUCACAGACCAAGCCCCAGUCAGGCAUGCCACAUUCUUCUCCCCAGAACAGACCCAACUACAAUGUGAGUUUUUCAGCAAUGCCUGGCAGUCAAAAUGACCGUGGAAAAGGACUGGCCAAUUCUGACUCGAAACCAAAAGUGUCUGCUGAUUUUGAAGACUUGUUAUCUGGUCAAGGCUUUAAUGCCCACAAGGACAAAAAGGGACCCAGAACAAUAGCUGAGAUGAGAAAAGAAGAAAUGGCCAAGGAGAUGGACCCUGAAAAGUUAAAAAUUUUAGAAUGGAUUGAGGGGAAAGAGAGAAACAUAAGAGCCCUGCUGUCUACAAUGCACACAGUCUUAUGGGCUGGGGAGACUAAAUGGAAACCUGUUAGCAUGGCAGAUCUUGUAACUCCAGAACAAGUGAAAAAGAUCUAUCGGAGGGCAGUGCUUGUUGUUCAUCCUGACAAAGCUACAGGGCAGCCGUAUGAACAAUAUGCAAAGAUGAUAUUCAUGGAGCUUAAUGAUGCCUGGUCAGAAUUUGAAAACCAGGGUCAAAAACCCCUGUAUUGACAUACUGUCUCAGUCUCUGCUGCGGAUCUGUGCUAAUGCUUGUAUAGUCUCUUGUCACAACUCUUGAGAUUUUCACAGAUAAACCAAAUUCAGGCUGAAAAUUCUGAAGCUGAGAGAAUAACCUGUGAGCCUAAUACUUAUCAGGAAGAACAAAACUGAGGUUUCCUCAUAAUUGUAAUGAGAAUCCUGAAAGCACAGAGGAAUUCUUGCCACGAUUCCUAAUGGGAGUCGCAUAGCUACAGUUUCUUCUAAAACCCAGGGUUUUUCUUUUUAGAAUAAGGUUAGGGUGAAGGGAGGAAUGUUUUUUGGGGCGGGAGGGAAGGUGGAAUUGUCCUGUUUCAGACAUGUAAAAUGAAAAAGUCAGCUGUAUCUUAGAUGAUUUGAAAGACAACACUGCAAUUGGGCCCACUUAACAAGGAUAAGGGUCCAACUGUCAGCUCAGAUUUUGGAAUAGAGUUUUUCCAAACUUAAUUGCUCCAAUCCAAUGAUUUGCUUCAAAGUGCAUCUCUAACUGCUUGUAUGAUUAUCCUUGAAUAAAGCAGGGCUGAGCACUGGAUAACACUAUGGCAACUUAUGGCUGUUUAAAGCAUAGUACUGUGCUAAACUUCAUAUUAGUACUACAACAAGGCAGCAAAAUGGCUAUAGCAUUGAGUAAUUCAAAUUAGACAAGCAAGUAUUUGACAUUGUCCUUGUCUGAAUAAGCUCAAAAUGUCUUGUUUGGGAAAUAGUGAACUGAGUAUGCGCAGAAGAGGAUUCCACACCUGUAAAAGUGAAUGUGCACUGCACUUUCUAAGUUGCACUUAAUAUUUAAAUAAAGUGUCAGUCAUGGUGCUCUAGGAAAUUCCUAGAUUAGUUGGUUUCCUCUGUGAAUGUUAAGACUCUUAAUCCAUGUACAUCCCUCUGGUUUUAUUCAAUCCAGCCAACUGUUCAAAGUUUUCCAGAGCACUUGGGCAAAAGCUCUUGACUGGUUACAUUUCUGUUACAGCUUUGUUUGGUAAGACCCUAGCGUGCGAGGUCGUCCAGGUCCGUGUGGAAUUUGUCUGGUCCUUGAGCUACUGAGAGUGACAUCUGCUAAUUUUUAAAGCUGUAUUGGUCCAAAGCAAUAACUUCGAGAGGCAUCUAUGAUUUAAAGUAGAAGUCUUGUAACCUUGUUACAAGACCAGUUUUAUGCUUUCACCUAGGAUCUCUUAUUUUCUCCCCUUGUAGAGUAACUAAAACAACGGUUUGAUUGUUUGUUUGUUUGUUUUAAACCAGUGCUUCGUAUCUGCUUUAACUUUGACAGUGCGGUUUAUGCAGAGGAUGGGCAGCAAGGCUUCCUUCCAUAUUGAUUCAGUAACAAGAAGGGUCUAUAUCUGGUGUGAAAAUCUCUGUAAAAUGUGUGUUUUUAAAGACAAUCCACUCUUUGUUUAUGAAACCUACAUUUUAAUUUUCUAGUGGCAAAACUUUUACUGCAAAGACAGCAUGUCAGAGUACACUGCUUUCUGUAUAGAGUCAUCUUUUUGUUGUAUUGGUCCAUUAUUUAUUACUGUUAACUGACAAUGUGACACCACCAAACAGGUCUCAAUUUUAUAUAAAAGACCUUCAGAUGUUCAAGAUAACAGUAACAAACUGGAUGUUAUUUAUUAACAUAUUAUGAAAUGUUUUGAUCCAGUAUGUGCUUGUCUUAUUUAAAAGAUAAUUGGAAUGUGAAUCAUGUUCCUGUGACUUGUUGAUUUAUUUUGUUUCUCAUUCGCGUUUGUAGAUCUUGUGACCUAUGCCUAUAUAAUAAAAGAUCUCAUUCAUGUAACGUACAUUUUUUUUUUUUUUUUUUUUAAUAUAUGAUGAAAAUGACACUAGCUUUGUAUCAAGUCUGUCAUGGCAAAUGGCUCUGGAUAACUCAAAUGUCCACACAAUACAAACCUUCAUUAAACUUUAUAUAAUCUAGCAGAAGGAAUCCUACCCAACUAAAUUUUGAUUAUUUACAAUUCCCAAUGUUUUUAUGGAUGCAUGAAAGUAUUAGGACAUAUGUAUCUCAGAAUUAGUUAACUAUAAAAUGUUUCUUGUCAUCUGGUAGUGACGGAGCUUAUCAAUGUUCAGAUUUACUGUUUGACUAAAUUAUUGUAAUAUUUUUUUGUAAAUAUAGUAUAUACUCAAUGAAAUGUGACUGGUCUAAACCAUUUGUAUAUAUAUGUAUUAAAAAGCUCAAAUUAAUAAAUUUGGGUAUCCUUU
Messenger RNA from Alligator mississippiensis (American alligator), 5228 nucleotides. RefSeq names its product DnaJ heat shock protein family (Hsp40) member C6 (gene DNAJC6). Lineage: Eukaryota; Metazoa; Chordata; Crocodylia; Alligatoridae. Gene Ontology annotation, molecular function: phosphatidylinositol-3,4,5-trisphosphate 3-phosphatase activity; clathrin binding. The record is from RefSeq and is a predicted model, not a curated record. The coding region runs from base 267 to 3020 and encodes 917 amino acids. Gene Ontology annotation, biological process: synaptic vesicle uncoating; dephosphorylation; clathrin-dependent endocytosis. Gene Ontology annotation, cellular component: cytoplasm; vesicle; cytosol. The transcript is spliced from 19 exons.